AUGAAUCAAACAAGCUCAACACUGCUUGCCAUUGCAAUGACAGUGGCAGGCUACCUCAGCGCACUCUGCGCCACGCCGCCAAAUCCACCCCCGAUACAAAAAGAUCGCCACGGGACUGAUCGCAUCAAGUUAAUUGUGGGGAGUUUCGCAACCAUUGUGCGUCGCACUCUGGUCACUGCUGUCAUGUAUCAUGCGCUCGUGGCAGUAAGUCCAUUCUACGCCCCUGCUCGUUUGCCGCAGGUAUGUCCCCUGUCAAGGAACACGAACUCGGACCUUUUCGCGUGGAAUGCUAUUACUGUGUCUACCCUGGGACUUAUAUAUAUCGGUGCUUAUAUUCGUCUCUCGGCCUAUGGGGGACUUGGCAAGAGUUUCACCUUCCAAUUGGCUGCUCCGGCUGAUUUGGUGACAACCGGUGUGUAUGGCUGGAUCCAACAUCCCAGCUAUACGGGCUUUGCUAUGAUAGCGAUUGGGUGUGUGUCAUUGUUUUUGCGGUGGGAUGCAACACCUGCUUGCUGGAUUCCUACGUCGGCACUAUCUCCCUGGCAUGGGUGGGGGAUUACUGUGAUCGCUGGACUCGCAGCGUUAGGUUUUUGGGUCUUGAUAAUUCGAGUGCGAGAUGAGGAAGAGAUGUUGAGGCAGAAGUUUGGGAAGAAAUGGGAGGAGUGGCAUCAUUCGACUAAAAGGUUCAUUCCAGGUCUUGUUUGA
Molecule: messenger RNA, 705 nt
Organism: Penicillium antarcticum
Lineage: Eukaryota; Fungi; Ascomycota; Eurotiomycetes; Eurotiales; Aspergillaceae
Product: methyltransferase family protein
Exons: 1
Coding region: 1-705 (234 amino acids)
Biological process (GO): C-terminal protein methylation
Cellular component (GO): membrane; endoplasmic reticulum
Molecular function (GO): protein C-terminal S-isoprenylcysteine carboxyl O-methyltransferase activity
Source: RefSeq, a predicted model, not a curated record